Messenger RNA from Salvia hispanica, 574 nucleotides. NCBI's taxonomy places the organism in Eukaryota, Viridiplantae, Streptophyta, Magnoliopsida, Lamiales, Lamiaceae. The record is from RefSeq and is a predicted model, not a curated record.
UUAGUACCUCCCCACAUGUCAGAACUGUUAAUGACCAUUGUUAAGAUGAAACCGUCUGCAUUUCUAGAUAUGCAAGCAGCAACUCCUGCUCCCAUUCCAAAUGAACCUGUCGAUGACGACGAUGAUGAACCCUUAAAUGAAGACGACGAUGAUGAGUUGGACGAUCUGGAACAGGGGGAGGAUGUAAACACAGCACAUCUGGUUCUAGCUCAGUUCGACAAGGUGACAAGAACCAAGAGCAGGUGGAAGUGCACACUGAAGGAUGGCAUUAUGCGCGUAAAUAACAAAGACAUUCUGUUCAACAAGGCGACGGGAGAAUUCGACUUCUGAUUUCGAUGGGGAGAACAAGAUUGGUUAUUCACAUUGUAUUUGGUCUCUUGUACGGAACGCAAAUUAGUGAGAGGAAAUGUUUCGAUGGUCACAAUGUACAGAGAAGGGAGAUUUUGGCUCCAACUACGAGUUUAUAACUUUGAAAGGAUCGUUGUAUCAUUUAAUUUUUGUGUACGCGGAUAUAUGUUAUUGCUAUCUUAAUCUUCCUUUAUUCCUAUUCUGAUAUAUUUUUAAUUCGAGUUUA